Messenger RNA from Xiphias gladius (swordfish), 914 nucleotides. RefSeq names its product phosphatidylinositol glycan anchor biosynthesis, class L (gene pigl). Gene Ontology annotation, molecular function: N-acetylglucosaminylphosphatidylinositol deacetylase activity. The coding region runs from base 10 to 822 and encodes 270 amino acids. The transcript has 7 exons. Gene Ontology annotation, cellular component: endoplasmic reticulum. Lineage: Eukaryota; Metazoa; Chordata; Actinopteri; Istiophoriformes; Xiphiidae. Gene Ontology annotation, biological process: GPI anchor biosynthetic process. The record is from RefSeq and is a predicted model, not a curated record.
AUCAAAAUAAUGAGUAUUUACCUGAUUUUUUUCUUAGUUCUGCCCUAUCUGGUUUGGAUAAAAUGCAUUUACUAUCGACAUCGUCGAACUUUGGUGAAGUCGUUGAACCAUGUAAUGAACGUUUUAUCAAUCAGAGAAACAGACGGCGCUGAUAUCAGAGCUCUGAUUGUUACUGCGCAUCCGGAUGAUGAAUGUAUGUUCUUCGCGCCAACGAUUAUACGACUCAUUGAGUUAAAUGCCAGCGUUCACCUGCUGUGUUUAUCUGAAGGAAACUACUACAAUCAAGGAGCUCAGCGUAAACAAGAACUUCUCGACAGCUGUGGCGUGUUGGGGAUACCAGCCUCCAGAAUCACCAUAGUAGACCAUAAAAAACUUCCAGACGAUCCAAAGGCAGAAUGGAGCGUCUCUUUGGUCUCUUCUGUAAUUGUGAAGCACAUUAGAGCCCACUCCUUCAACAUGGUGCUGACCUUCGAUGGAAGAGGAGUGAGCGGCCAUGCCAAUCACCUAGCCCUCCAUAAAGCUGUCAGCCAUCUCGCUUCCACUGGACAGGUACCCAAUGACUGCUGUUUGCUCUCCCUGGUUACUGUUGGCCUCCUCAGGAAGUAUAUCUCCCUCCUGGAGCUUCCCCUCAGCUGGCUGCUGUCCUCACGUCUCUGCUGCAUUAUAGGUUCGAAGGGCUACAGGCAAGCCAAAGCUGCCAUGCUUUGUCAUCGCACUCAACUCCAGUGGUUUCGUUAUCUGUACAUAACCUUCUCGCGGUACAUGUUCAUAAACACAUUCCAAACGAUCCCCCGAGGACCAAACAACCUGAAGAUCUAUUAAAAGUUUGUCCCAUCCUGAUGCGCUACAGUGGAGUGAAUUUAAUAGCUGUUUACAGAUAUGAUGAGCUACUUUGCUCACAGUGAAUAAAGAUG